Molecule: messenger RNA, 846 nt
Organism: Porites evermanni
Lineage: Eukaryota; Metazoa; Cnidaria; Anthozoa; Scleractinia; Poritidae
Source: the annotation of a GenBank genome assembly
AUGUGUCCAUCGAAGCCACCGAAGCCACAACUGAGAUACAAGUUCAAGUUUAAGAAGCGCGGACUUCAAGGAAAUGAGUUCAAGGACUGCCUUACGUCAAAAGUCGACGAACUGUCACAAGGCAUAAAGAGAAUCAAGACACUGAAAGGUAAUGCAGUAACGGAUGUUCGAAAAGAAGUUUGUAUUCGAGAAAAUUUAUCAAACUCAUAUCUAGAUCAACGAUCCCCGAGAGCAAUUGCCAAUUUUCGUCGGAAACGACAGGACUCCAAAUCCAAGUCUGACUCCAAGCGAUUCUUCUCCGAAUCCGAGAGGGACCCGGAACGAAUCUUGCGAGCAACAAAAGACACCCCAAUGAGGCACAAGAGAGCCGUGUCAGUCCCACCAGGGGAACAAAGGCUCGAUAAACUAUGGAACCAAAUUUACCAUGAAGAGCAGGACAAUUUGUUUGCAAAACAUUUGCUAAAAAUAGAAGAGUUGCGUGAUCUCCUUCCUGGCAUAGAAGUUCAUGAAGGAUAUCUUUUUCGCCGUAAUGGUAAGAAGUUAUAUCAGCUGAACCGUAUAGACUUCUUCAAUGUCAUCGACAAAAUUUCAGUUUUCUUUCUUGGAAAACUUGAAAAACUUCGCCCAAAUAACCGUCAGACAUUUCGUAACCAGUGGGGAAUGACAUUAGAAUCAGUGUAUGAAAGUUGCAAGGUUAUAUUGGUCUACAGAAACGCGGUGAACUGGUGUAAUGACAAUGACCUCAUGUCGGGAAACUAUGAUACUUGGAAAGAUCACGUGAUGGUAAUGAUUUCAUUUUCAGCUUUAAUGGCUGUUACUAAAAUGUUGUGUUUAAAACUUGAAUGA